AAUCCGACAACAAGAGAUCAAUGGUGGAAAUCGACAACAAAAAGUCCAUGGUGGAACCCGACAACGACAGGCCAAACAGGUCAAUGGUGGAAAUCGACAACAAGAGAUCAAUGGUGGAAUCCGACAAAAACAGGUCCAUGGCAGAACCCGACAACAGCUUACCCGACAAAGUCGACCACGACAGCACCUUAUCCAGGAAUUAAGUCUUCUACCUGCGGAUGUGAGGACGAAAGUUUAAUAAGAGGAGUGAACUACUGGCUUGAUGUUGUAUUCGUUGUGGACUCAACAGACGUUGUGCGUGACGAGGAUUUUUAUGACAUAAAAACGUUUAUUUCCUUAUUUGGAAACCUUCAAAUUGGCACGGCGAGUUACGGAGACCCAAGAUAUUCCCGAAUCGCUAUUGUGAACGCAGGUGCUGAGGCAGAAACAAUUGCUGACCUUGACCGCUUCGAGAGCGGAACAGAUUUAAAAAAUGCAGUGGCACAAGAGUUGAACAAAAAGGGAGGGACGAAAUUCAAUAUUCAAGCAGGAAAAGUUAAUUUGACGAGGAGUGAGAAGAAAGUGGAUGGAAUGUGCAGCCUUGCUGCCUAUCUACAAGAAACGACAACAUUAAUCACCAUAGGACUUAAGAUGGCCGGCACUAAGAAUUUUCCACAAAUCGAUAUAGCAGACAACUGCAACCGCUUCGAAAACUCAGUUGAUAUGAUGAUGAACGUCUUACGAGCAUUUUGCAGAGCUAACUGUCAUUGUCCAACGUCAUACAAACAGUUCGCAACUGAAGACCGAUGUGAGCCUUCCGGAGAAUGCGUUGCAGUCCACCAGUUGUCUCUACCAUACAGAUCUGCAACUGAAAUUUGUCACCAAGACGGAGCUGUCGUAGCGGACGCAGCGACUUAUAAGAAAGAGCGUUUCCUUCAAUCACUGCAUGCAACUGCAACCUUUUCACCUUUCUGGAUCGGACUGAAUUAUAUUAACGGAAAAUAUGUCUGGAGUAAUAAUGAAACUCUAAAUUAUUAUGACUACAACAACUGGUGCACCGCCGACUACCAGCCAAAAAUCAGUAGUGGUAAAAAUUGUGUUUAUGAAGACCGUUGCGGUGAAUAUGCAACAGGAUGGUUUACUGCCGAAUGUGGGAUGAUGUUACCAACAUAUUAUUUUGCUUGUCAGAAGAAUGCUUGUUCUGUAAACAGCUACUGUGAGUGA
Messenger RNA from Enterobius vermicularis (human pinworm), 1203 nucleotides. The record is from the annotation of a GenBank genome assembly. Lineage: Eukaryota; Metazoa; Nematoda; Chromadorea; Rhabditida; Oxyuridae.